Messenger RNA from Paramecium tetraurelia, 243 nucleotides. RefSeq lists its product as uncharacterized. NCBI's taxonomy places the organism in Eukaryota, Ciliophora, Oligohymenophorea, Peniculida, Parameciidae. The transcript has a single exon. The record is from RefSeq and is a predicted model, not a curated record.
AUGAUCUAAAAUGAUUAAAAUUUCAAACCUACUGUUCCACAAGGAUCUGUUAUUUUAAGUUAUAAAUAUUUAUGGAUAGUAAUCAAAUAUUAAAGAACUGUCUAAAAAUAUAUGAAACCUUUAGUAUCUAAUUUUGUAAGUUGUUCUCAUAUCCUUAACUUAUUAAUUUACGCAUAGUAUUUGUUUAUAAUGAAUAUAAAUUCAACCUUAUUUCCUAAAUAAUACUGUAGCAUCAUACUUUGA